UGUAAACCGGAAGGCACACAUUUCGGCGGUCCAGAGAGAGAGAAAAAAUUUAUAGAGAGAGAGAGAGCUUAGGUGGGUUUCUUCUUUCCUCUCAUGCGGAGAAGAAGAGGAGGGUUUGAGAACUUCAGGAACUUAAGCUUAAUCUGUUUUAGGGUUUUGAGGAGUUGUGUUUAGUGAGAUCCUUUAAGUUUUAACAGUUGAAAGGUUUUUGAAUCAAAGAGAUGGAGAGAGACUUCUUGGGUUUGAGUGUAAAGGAAUUGUCGCCGGCUGUGAAGGAAGAGAGCAAAGAGGGAUUGCAAGAUUCAGCUUUCAUGAGGGGUUCAGGAAUGCAGUGGCCUUUCUCAAACAAGGUCUCUGCUCUGCCUCAGUUCAUGUCUUUCAAGACUGGGCAAGAAGACAGAUCAAAGAAGAUGGUAUUUGAUCGCCUGGCCUCCUCUGCAUUUAUGCCUACCAUAUCUACAGCAGAUGCUUUUGAUGCUAAUCACAAGCCCACUUCAAGCAUAGUCCAGAAAAACUUCAAUCUUGAUAGGCAAGUGGGCACCUAUAAUGCAACGAACACUUACUCUGUGCAACAUGUUGACCUCCAUCGUCCACAUGAUCUUAGGGCCCUUCCUGUCCCUAACCAGACCAUCUCGAUUUCUAUGAGCAACCCUUUCUUCAAGACCCAUGUUGCUACCACAGGCCAAAGCUUGGCUCCUACUUCUAUGAAGCAACAACCAAUUGGCGGAAUUCCUGUUACCACCACACAUGCAAUAUUUCCAGCUUCUGGUUCUGUAGAUCCAAGGAACAUCUCGAAGGCCUCAGGGGCUCAACUGACCAUCUUUUAUGGUGGUGCUGUAAACGUUUAUGACGAUAUCUCUCCUGAGAAGGCUCAGGCAAUUAUGUUUUUGGCUGGAAAUGGAGCUUCCAUGAGCAACAACCAAAGGGCUCAAGUACAAGCACCAACCUCACAGCCAACAGUAGUUGAAGGUGUUCAAGGAAACCAGUCUCCUAAUUCCACUCCUCCUUGCUCAGGCCUUCCAAGCCCCAUCUCUGUUACUUCCCAUUCUGGUGCUCAAUCAGGUAGUGGGUCUAGCAACAAUGACGAAGGGAUGGCAACAAAAUCCAAAGGAACUCUGAUAGCGCCCAGCAGCAGCCAACCUGAGGUGGUCACUCCUAUAGCAUCUGCUGCUCCUACUACUCUCAUGCCUGCAGCUGUGCCUCAAGCUCGCAAGGCAUCCUUGGCUCGAUUUUUGGAGAAGCGCAAGGAGAGGAUAAUGACUGUAGCUCCAUACAGCCCAAGCAACAAAUCAACAGAAAGCACCAAAGGCUCAUUACCUUUCCCAGCCAACAAGGAGCAGUCAUGGAGUAUGGGGCCAACUAAGAUGGAGGCUAAUAACGCCAAGUUGCAUUCUACAUAGAAAAAGAUGCAAAAAGCUGAAGGAGGAUUCUCCUCCUCGCCUUUUUUGGUUUAAUUUAAGCCCUUCUAUUUCUCUUUAAGAUAAUUUAGUUUCAAUUCUUUCUCCUUUGAAUGUGGUCAGGAGCCUUUUGAUCCUACAACACUUCUUUUAGAGAAGUUUGUAUCCAUUUUAACUUCCUGUCAUAUUGUAAAAAUUGAAGUAACCUAAGCAUAUAAAACAAUCCAUAUUCCUAA
Messenger RNA from Macadamia integrifolia, 1633 nucleotides. Its product is annotated as protein TIFY 6B-like. Gene Ontology annotation, cellular component: nucleus. Bases 222 to 1400 code for a protein of 392 amino acids. NCBI's taxonomy places the organism in Eukaryota, Viridiplantae, Streptophyta, Magnoliopsida, Proteales, Proteaceae. The record is from RefSeq and is a predicted model, not a curated record. Gene Ontology annotation, biological process: response to wounding; regulation of defense response; regulation of jasmonic acid mediated signaling pathway. The transcript is spliced from 7 exons.